GCAGUGGCCGGUAGAUGCAUGCCAACGGGAGUUACCGGGAAAACUGUCAUUAAACUUACGGGGGACUGCUCGCGCACACUACCGAGACCAGCGGGAACCACCGAGGCACCAGGACAACAGGAGCUACUGGCCCCACCCCCUGUCUGUGUAAUCGCCAUGACGUCAGUGGAACCCUCAGCUGAUGAUGUCACAGGUCUCAGAACCUUCAGCUGAUGACGUCACAGGUCUCGGAACCCUCGGUUGAUGACGUCACAGGUCUCGGAACCCUGAGUUGAUGACGUCACAGGUGUUGGAACCAGGGCUCUAAAUUAACACCAGCCAACCAGCCAACUGCUAAUGAAAUUUCAGUGUGGCUGGUAAAAAAUAUCUACGUACACUAAUCAUGUCCACCCAUUAGGGAGUGUAUGUUUGGCUGGUAAGAUUAACAUCUAUAGCCAUUUUGGCUGGUGAUGAAAAAAAAAUAUUCAGAGCCCUGGUCGGAACCCUGAGUUGAUGAUGUCACAGGUCUCGGAACCCUUCUCCUCAAGCGGGGGCGGAUCACCAUGCGGCUCUGUGGGCGGGACAUCGGGCGAUAUGGGGCAUAGUCACAUGCAGGCCACACCCCCGUCGGACCCGCUAUCGCACACGGACAGUGGCAGUGGGAGUGGCUCCGAAUCACAUGGCAAAGGGUCCCACGGAUACGCCUCUGUGGAGAAAGACUCCUCCCACAGCAGCAAGAGUUCUCCUCCCUGUAGUUCCAACGGCUUCAGUUUAGGAAGUUCAGAGCAGAAUGCACCCUCAAGCAGCGGCUGCAGCAGUGAGCAGUCCAGAAGGGCUGAGCGCCAUCGUGAGGUGCUGCGUGUAGUUCGCAAACUCAAACAGCAGGUGGCGCCAGACAGCAGAGUCAAGAGCAGCAACACGCUACACACACUCAAAUAUGCACUACGCUGUGUUCAACUGGUCUCAGCUAAGGAUGAGUACUACCAGACUCAGCAGCUAGAUGGCGCUGUGUUGCCUCCAGUGGGCGUGGCCUACAGCCUCCAGCAGAUUGAUGACAUCAUCGCGGAACACACACACAAGAACGCUGAUGUGUGUGUGGUGUGUGUAUGUUUGGAGUGUGUGCGUGUGGUGUAUGCGUCUGGGCAGGCGUCGGCAGUACUGCGUUGUAAACAGGAAGUCUUCCAGAGGUCAAAGUUCACACAGCUGAUCAGCCCCCAGGACCUCGCCACCUACCACACACACACCUCCCCGCACCGACUGGCAGCUUAUGAUGGUUCCUCUACUGGACUUUUGCAGGACAAACCUUUCUUCUGCAGAAUCAGUGGAGAGUUUGUGGGCGGAGCCAAGUUGGAGUGUGUUCCAUUCCGCAUGCGUCCCUACCUCAUCAAACUACAUGAUCCCCAGCUCACACACACACACUCAGACCAACACACACACUCAGGAGAGCACUCUCACACACACGCAGACCAGUCCACAAACUCAGGAGAGCACUCUGACACACACUCUCAGCUGUGCUGCCUCCUGCUGGCGGAACGCGUUCAUUCAGGAUAUGAGGUUCCAAGACUCUCAAGUGAAAAGCGAGUCUUUACGACCACACACACACCCAGAUGUGUCAUCCAAGACAUCGACGAGAGGGCGGUGCCGUUGCUAGGAUACCUUCCUCAGGACCUGAUUGGUUCAUCGCUGCUCCUUCAUCUUCACCCAGCAGACAGACCAGCAUUGCUGACAGCACACCACAAGAUGGUUCGGGGUGGUGUGUGUGUGUGUCCGCUGGUCCAGUCGAGUGUCCGUUUCCGCGUGAGGAGUGGCCACUACGUCACCAUGGAAACCAGCUGGAGUUGCUACGUCAACCCCUGGAGCCGCAGAGUUGCACUUGUGAUGGGACAACACACCAUACGCACGCCUCCUGUGCCUGAGGAUGUGUUUGCAGCUCCUGAUUUCUCUCAGCCGUGGGUGAUGGACACACACACACAACAGCUGGCCAAGCAGAUACACACACUACUGCUACAGCCGGUGGUGGGUGGAGCUGCUGGUUCCCAUAGCAACAGUGCUGAGGUGGGGGUGGCCUCUGGUUCCCGUAGCAACAGUGCUGAGGUGGGCGUGACCUCUGGUUCCCAUGGUAACAAUGCUGAGGUGACGUCCAGCCACGACAACAGGACAGAGGAGGAGCUCGGCACACAGGCCGCGUGUGAAGAUGAGGUGGUGAAGACCAAUACCACUGUAGCUGACUGCACUGUAGCAGUAUACAAGACCAAAGACGGUGAGCUGAGUGUCAUGAGGGAGAGUGCUACCGCCCCGCAGGCCAAAGAGGGAAGUGCAGCUCCAGACGACAACAGCCAGAGCAGAGAGAGAGACAACACACGCUACUCAUACCAACAGAUCAGCUGUCUCAAUGGAGUCAUCAGGUAUCUUGACAGCUAUAAUCUGAAGAGAAAGGGCCAUCAGAGUUCCAGCACCUCAUCAGAAGAUGACAAGAACCCUCACGAUCCCAGCUUGUCAGAGGCCACACCCCCUCCCACCAUGCGGACCAAUAGGAAGCCUCCACCUGCUGUACCAACCAAUAGAAAUGCUCCCCCUGCCAUGAGCCAAGCGAUGAUGUCACUGACCCCGCCCACCAAGGCGGAGUCAGCCACCUCACAGUGUUCUUACAGUAGCACCAUUGUACACGUUGGAGACAAGAAAGAGGCCAAUGAGGAAGCAGAAUCCCCUGUAGUGGCCCCUCCCCCUGAGCCAACAGCCUAUCAGAAGCUGGGCCUCACUAAACAGUUGCUGGCUGCUCACACACAGAAGGAGGAGAUGGAUUUUAUCGCUCGACACACACACACACAUGCAGGUCUUGAGGAGAGCAGAACCUCGGGGUGGGCGGGAUUUAACUCCAGGAGGUGUGGCCUGGGUCGGAGGGCCAAGAAGCCUCGUGUCGAGCCGCCUGAUUCGUCAGACAGUGCUGCCUCUCAACGCAGACCCCUCCCCCCACUGCAGGGGCUGAAUCAGACAUCCUGGUCGCCUUCUGAGACCGCCCCCUCCUCUCUCUCCUCCAAUCACAAGCUACAUGCACCCCACGCCCCUCCCUCAGUGACCUCACACACUGCAAACCAUUCCCCUAACACACCGGCUCCACCCUCUCUGCCCUCCCUCCCUUCGCCAUUGGCUGCCCCUGUCAUGGCUGUCCUUGUACCCGCCUACUUCCUCCCCCCAGCAGCAUACACUUCCCAACAGCACUUGCAAGCACAAGCCGCAUACAAUUCCCAACAGCACUUGCAACCACAGGCAGCAUACAAUUCCCAACAGCACUUGCAACCACAAGCAGCAUACACUUCCCAACAGCACUUGCAACCACAUUCUGCAUACAACUCCCAGCAGCACUUGCAAGCAGCCUACAGCUCCCAGGCUCAGACACCUGCCCUGCAGUAUCCAGCCUUCUACUCCCAGCAUCCUUUGCAACUUAACCCUGCCUUCAACUCCCAGCAAACCCCUCUUCUCCCCAUGGCAUACAACUCCCAGCAUCCUCCGGCACCUCAACCAAGUUUCAGCUCCCAACAGCCACCCAGUGCCACAUUCACACACCCUAUGACAUACACUCCUACCCCUCACACACCUACCCCCUCUCCCAUCUCCCCCUCUGCCUCUCGCUGCAGUUCCCCCCUCAACCUGCUGCAACUGGGAGAACACACCAACACUGCUAGCACCCCUAGUGUCCCCAAAGAGCCACUACACCACACCAACACCGCUAGCACCCCCACAGUCUUGAAGGACCAGCUGCCCCACAGCACCCUUAGAGUUCCGGAGGACCAGCUGCCCCACAGCACCUCGCAAUGCACUCACGGCUACAGAUGCAGCUGCAGCCACAGCGCCACCUCAGCACAGGAGGAGACACUGCAGGCCAGUCACCCUGGAGACAGUUGCUGUGACGACGAUGAGGACCAGAAUGCUGAUGGUGUCCAUAGUGACGUGGACUGUAGCAACAGUAACCAUGGAGGCUGUAACCAUGGGGACGGUAACCAGGGAGACGAAAGUUCCUCCUCCAGUGAGAUGGCAGAAUUACUACUGCAGCAAGAUCAACCGUGCUCUCCUGCAGGAAGCAGCAGCAGCAAGGUGUGUGCUGGCCAAAUCGACAGCAGCCUGGUGCCAAGGGGGCGUGGUCAGGGAGAGGGGAGGGGCCUGAAGUGUGUGCUGCAGGAGCCUCUCUGGCUGCUAUUGGCCAAUGCCGAUGAGAACGUCAUGAUGACCUAUCAACUGCCAGCACGGGAUCCCGGUGCGGUGUUGCGUGAGGAUCGGGAGCGUCUUCGUCGGAUGCAGAAGAAUCAGCCGAGAUUUACAUCUCAGCAGCGGAGAGAACUCACACAAACACACCCCUGGAUACGCACACACACCAUGCCAACACACAUCACGAAGUGUGUGUACUGUGAGGACGAUGUGUCUGGACCGAUGGCUGCCGAUCCUCAGGUGAAUCAAUGCAUCAUGGAAGAAGAGGCAGAGCCAAGCAGCGAGGAGGGGCCUGAGUGACCGCCUGCAGCGCCGUGAUUGGACGCCUGGUCUCCUAGCAACUCUGUGAUUGACCUUCGCUGUCUCUAGGCAACCACUGUGCCAUAGAGGACGGGAGGCACAGACACACAUACACACACACACACAUACACACACAUCUAAAGAUGAGGCCACUCCAUAACUGUGUUCAAGACGUGUGAAACGUUUGCAACACUUUAAAUCCAAAUGAGGAACUGAAACUGGUCACCUGUCCGUGUGAAACUGAAUCUCAGGCAUGGGUAACUGUGAUGAUAAGGAGGGACACAUUUUUUCAUGGCCAUCAUCGGAGAGCCAUACUAUGACCACGGAUCUGACUGCAAUUCGCAUAGUCUGAGAUGCAGUUGGUUGCUCGCUGACUGACGAUAUUGUUUGGAUUGGAAGGAAUAGAAGUGUUUUCUAUUGGCCAACAAUACAAUUACAAUGGAUUGAUUCAGUAGUGUUUUUUUUAUCUGGUCAUUAUUAUUAUUAUUAUUAUUAUUAUUUCUAUUGAUCUUUUAUCUACGGGCGACACUGAGGGAAUCCAGUUGCACCAUUCCUGCUGUAACUGACCACCUGUUGUGGUGAAACUGGGUGUGCUGACCACCUGUUGAACCAAUGGCAGCUGAGAAGGAGAUUCAACGAGCCGUUCUGGUCAAGGAAACAAUUGGAUAAUUGUUCGAACACGCCUACCAAACAGAGAAAACGUUGUUGCUGAUGGGACAAUUGUUUGAAUUGGGAAACGGUGCCAAACAGACCUGAACGUUUGGCCACGUUGCCACCAAACAAUUCGUUCAAGGAAACGAAAAGUUGCAAACUGUGAUUAGCCUGAUAAGCCAGCCUAAAUGUGAGACCGGAGUAAUUUAGUCUGGCCCGGAUGAACGAUACCUCCGAAGAUUGUUGAUGAGAACAACCUGUUGUUUUUUCAAACCGUGCCGGCACUCUAACCAAUCGGUGAUCUUUGCCGUUGAUGUGCUUUCCAAGCGGUGUUGCGAGGUUCGUCGUCACUCCCUCAAAACCCCGCCCGCUUUGAUUCAAAACAAAUCGCUGCGUUGUGAUUGGUUUUGCCUGACUCAGGGCACAGCGUUCAAACGGUCUCAGAUAAGAGGCCAGACCCACUCGCUAGCUGAAAAACUUCGGCGUCCAGCGGGUGUCGCUGGUUUACCAGGCUAAACUGUAACUGCAGUAGCGGAACAUGAAUAUACCUCUUGUAUUGAGUUGCCAUGGUAAUAUGCCUCUUGUAUUGAGUUGCCAUGGUAACAUGCCUCUUGUGUUGGGAUGUCAUGGCAACAUGCCUCUUGUGUUGAGUUGCCAUGGUAACAUGUCUCUUGUCUUUGGGUUUCCAUGGUAACAUGCCUCUUGUCUUCGGUUGCCAUGGUGCACAGAUGGACUUCCUGUGUAUGGCCAUUGUAUCUCCAUAGAAACCAGGAAACUCAUCACCAUGGAUACCAGGAAACUCAGGUGCUGUAGAAUUAGAAACCAAACCCCUUCCCCGUCUAUGACCACACCCCCUCUCACAUUUCCAGUCUUCUCUCUCCAUCUCCCUCCACCCCACUCCACCCCUCUCUCUCUCCCUCUGCAUCUCUUUAGCUGGAUCUUGAAUUGUGCACUUGUGCACAUCAGUGUUCAUGUUUCAGUGCUUAUGGUGUAUUAGUUACGCACUGAAACAUAUUGACCGAAGUGCACAAGUGCGCCAUUUGAGAUCCAGCAUUUGUCUCAACUUGUUUCCAUUGAGUAUUUUUUAUAGGAAUGUGAAGUAUGUAUGUUCUGUAUGUUGUUUAAUAAAGUUGUGUUUUUAU
Engraulis encrasicolus (European anchovy) is the source of this 6275-nucleotide messenger RNA. RefSeq names its product period circadian protein homolog 2-like. The transcript has 24 exons. The coding region runs from base 493 to 4482 and encodes 1329 amino acids. NCBI's taxonomy places the organism in Eukaryota, Metazoa, Chordata, Actinopteri, Clupeiformes, Engraulidae. The record is from RefSeq and is a predicted model, not a curated record. Gene Ontology annotation, cellular component: cytoplasm; nucleus. Gene Ontology annotation, molecular function: transcription cis-regulatory region binding; transcription corepressor binding. Gene Ontology annotation, biological process: circadian regulation of gene expression; negative regulation of transcription by RNA polymerase II; entrainment of circadian clock by photoperiod.